GUAACCCUAUAUGUGAGUGAAGGAAUUUUUAAGAAAUAGAAAGAAGUCGCUAAUUUAUGCGAUACGGCGUCUUCAUUUUGAGUUUCAAUUGCUUAACUUUUUAAAGACAGUUGCGAAACAUUACGCUGUGCCCUUGUAGAACGGAUAGAGAUAGUUCUUUAGAGGGCUAUAGUUCUAAUAAAUAAUAGGUAUUUAGAAUAUAUAUCCAAAAUGGGCGAUCAACAGUUUUUCCUGAAAUGGAAUGAUUUUCAAACGAAUAUGGUGACUUCGUUCAGGCAUUUAAGGGACGAGAAAAGCUUCACCGACGUGACACUAGCUUGUGAAGGCCAAACAUGCAAAGCGCACAAAAUGGUGCUCUCAGCGUGUAGUCCAUACUUUAAAAGCUUAUUAGAGGAGAACCCAUCGAAGCACCCCAUAAUAAUCCUGAAGGACGUGUCGUAUCUACACCUGCAAGCCAUCCUGGAGUUCAUGUACGCGGGGGAAGUGAACGUGUCUCAAGAGCAGCUGCCAGCCUUCCUGAAAACUGCUGCACGCCUCAAGGUGAAAGGUUUAGCUGAGCCGCCGCCACAGAUGCCCAGCAUCAAGCGGGAAGGCUAACAGCAGCCUCCGCACCUGUCCCCGACCACAGACCCUGGGGCCCUGGCAGUUUUAAAUCCCUGACGUUUUGAUCCUAUCAAACAAUAGGACUGUAAGUUAGAUACUAACUCCUUAUUCAUAAGCCUCAAUUAGUUAAUCUAUGUUUUAUCUCUUUCAAAGUCAUGAGGAAAAAUUGCAGAUUUAGGCCGCAAUUGGACUAUCAUAUAAGAACAAUCAUAGAUGUGGUCAUUUAAAUAUGAAGAACAUAUGAUGGUCUAAUAUAUAUGAUUAAUAUACUCUGGAUAGACGGGGGCAAUUUAGAUUUGACAAUAGUGCAAAGACAAAUGAAAGUUGAAUAAAAAAAAAACAAGCAGAUAUGUCUGCAUUAUUAUUUAUUUAAUUUGCAGACAUAUCGGAUCAUCAUAUAAUUUUAAGAGACCCUGAGACAAACAACGUGUGCUUCUUAUGGAAUAUAUUGGAAAAGUCCAAUGAGUACAUCACAAAUUCGCUAGCCUAAAUUAAUUAUUUUUUGAUUACAGUGCCACCUAUGAACUGCCUAUGGAACUACGUACCCUUGGAUGCGUAUAAUAUCGAUUAUCGAUAAGCCAUCUAGGGUUCGAUAAAAUAUAAAAAAGGGUCAGAUAGUUGGCGCUCUUAACUGCGCAAGUUAACAUUUCAUUUGCUUUUGCACUAUUGUCAAACGUAAAUUGCCCCCGUCUGCCCGGGGUAUGAUGAUUGAUUAUGAAUUAUAUGUUGUUACUACACCGUCAUAUGUUUUUUGGCCUAAGACCAACGCUGAUAUGCUAAUUGAGGCUUUCUGCGCUUUUAUGAAUAACGCCAUAACCAAGACUUUCAUGAAAUAGUAUCUUAUUCUGAAUCAAUGAUUCAUGGAUGCAUAAAGAUGUGUCAAGUCUAAGAAAAAAUAUAUUCGAAGCACGAAUUUGUCUUAGACAUUACACAUCUUAUAUUAUCAGCUAAUCUUUGUUAAUAUAGAUAUGUCAUCUAUUACACUAUGGUUUUUUUCUGUAUGAUUAUACAAAACACUAGUUAAUUUGACAUGGACAAUAUUUAUCAAACAUUGAUAAUGUAUCUAUUAAAAGCUGUUAUGAUUAACAGGAUAUCCCAUUUAUUGUCAAAAAGUACACCUGAUUAAACAGUCUAUGCAUGUUUUGCAAUUUUCUAUCAAAAUAAGACGUCAAUGAUUCAAAACUUCGCAAUGUGGUCUCAGGCAUUCAUGAAAUUAUAUUUGACAUAAAAUAUAUCAAAGAUACUUACACCCACAGACACAAACUCGAAUGCCAGAGAGGAACGCUAAGACAAAACUUUCAUUUCAUGCCGAUUUCCUUAUGUUCACGCAACGGAACACACACACAUUCACAACUCGAAAACGAGCGGUGAUUAGCUGAAACAUGAGUAUGUGUGCGCGCGAAAUCGGUUUGCCGUGGAGUCACAUUUUUGUCUUAGCGACCGACCAUACUUUUGUUAAAACUCUGUGCUUACACCAUAAGGUACCUAAUUGUGUUAUUUUUCUAUAAAUCCAUAUACAAUAGUGAAUCUCGGCUUUUCUAUCUUUUCUAAAGCAUUUUAUGAAAUCAAGUUUUUGAGUGUGUAUUUGAUUAUUGAAAUGAAAUCACGUAUAAUGCUCUUAAUGUGCAUUUAGCAAUAUAAAUAGCCUUUGGCACGCUGUGAAAUCGAAACUUCUUUUAUUGUAAUAUUAUACUUCACAGCAAGGUUUGUAAUUCACUCUUCACAAUAGAUAAUUAUUCUAACUUUCUAAAUAACUGCAUUUCACUAAAAAUCAUAGACAAGGAGAUAUACUAAGAUUCGUAAAAUGUACAGCGAUCGGCAAAAUUACAUGUCCACAUUAUGGAAUGAAAUUAAUUCAUAAAUUGUCAUGCACUUUUGCAGCUGGUUGUACAGGGCCGUGCAGCGCCUUCUCUCAAAUUUGCGUCAAUAUUCUGAACCACUUUACACGUCUUAGUAUUCGUUUGUAUAUGGUUUAAUUAAAUUGCCAGAAAUUAUCGAUCAACUACAUUUCAAAGCAAUAUUUUGAUGUCUUGAAACACUUGUAAUGUAUAGAAAUCAAAUUUUGAACACAAAAUAAAAAUCUUAUGUAAGUUAAGCAAAAAUAUGUUGAAAUGUUUGCAAUUAUUUUCGCAACAGUUAGGUUAGGCGGUCUUCUCUUUUUAUGCGAUGGUGUGCGAGUAGGACUGCGCUAUAUACGUGCAUAGCGCUGUCUCGCUCAUACACCGGAGAGGCGUCCGCAUGAUAAUCGCGGUAGAUGUUUUUCUAAAUGUAUAGCACAGAAGGAACCUACAUCCCUUCAAUACCCAAGUUACCUAGCAGCCAAAGUGUCGUAAAAAUAGUUUUUUUUUUCCAUAACUUUUUACUCAUAGCUGUUACAUUAGUUUAGAUAAUCUAUAUACUUAGUGGCUCUGUGAGCUGUAUAGGGAGCGUGCAUGAACUGUAGGAGGCAGCACAGGAGCUGUCAGAUUUUUGGCGCGAAGCGUAACUGUGAGGUUUAUUGUUCCGAUGUAGCUCACAAGAUGGCAGAACCUACUGUGCACAAGAAAACACUUGACGUGUAAAUGUGCAUGUUUAUGGUUCCGAUUCAGACCACAAGAUGGCAGACCCUCCAACGCGCACGGUCCCUAUAUCUCGCAAAACAUCAUAGCUGUCUCUGCCAUAAAAAAAAAAACAAAGAGAAGCGAAAACAAAGUCCACACUCGGUUAUCGAUAAGGUUGAUUUAAUUUUGAAGCUUUAUGGAAAUAGCGUCUUAUUGACACUCGACAAUAAGUACCCGUUUGGUUGAAAACGCCACAAUUUUUUGCCUUAAAUGUCAUUGUCAACGUGUCAUUUGAUUCAUUUGAUUGACGUGAAAUGGCCAGUUGAGUGUUAGGUAAAAGAGGUUCUAGAAUCUGUUCAAUGAGGUCUCAUUUAAUUAUUUCAUUAACAUUAUUAUUUCACGGGCCUAUAAAUCCCGGUCUUUUGAUAGGCUUGCGUGGGGAUAUAGAUCCAACACGUAGACGCCCCUUGGAGAGCUAUAAUGUCAUGUAGAACGCCUGUUGGAACCCGUUCACAGGGGCAACAAUAGACACCCAUGAACUUGUCGCAGUAGGUAUUGGGACUAUUGUAGUAAAAGUGAACAGUAUAACGGCCUAUGGAUUGAAGUUUGGGUGGACAAUGAGACUGGGUUAUUGCAAAGCCAUCCGGACACCUGCCAUAACAAUGUUUUCACUAGUUAUCGAGGCAAGCGGUGACUCGCCGCCCACUAGAUGGGCCCCUGAAAAUGCCGUCGUGAAGACGACCAGGAGCAACACCGGUGUGAGCGGCUCAGGGGUGUCGAGAGGUGUACGCCGCUUUCUGCCCAGUGGCUGAUAACAGCCAAAACUCGCGUCUUAUGCAAGUUUUCACUUCCACCCCUGGAGCAUUUAGCUCUAACGACUCCUUUCUGGAUGGCCAAUGAAGUCAAGCCAGAGCUGAGAGUCCUGCGGGUACCCUUGGGGUCCACUCCGACCGACUAAGACACACCGGAGACGGAGACCCUGACGGACUCUCGGGAGUACUCGGGUCCGUGGGGUCGUCACUCCCCAACAGCUCGCCACAUGCUGCCCUGCGGAUUAUUAUUAUUUUUAUUAUAGUGCAAAAUCAAUACAGCAUGCAAUCCAGGCAGCAUUUUUAUGGUCUUUCUAAUGUCAGCUAUGAGUGGAAAUGAUUUGGUUCAUUCUGUGCUAUCAUCACCACACUAGUUCUACCAAUGGUUGCCUUACUAUUAUCGAGGUAUAUCUAUAAUGAAAGCUGUACAUUGAUUUUGUAACAUAACAUUUACAGUCACCUGCAAUAAUACAUUACUCUUCGAAGACAGCAAAAAUAAGUGACUACUUAGGCGGGUCCACACAGAGCGAGCAGCCUUGCGAGGAAAUUUCCUCGCGCGGCAAACGCCCGGCCUCGCGCGGCCGCGUGCUCGUGUAACUUUUGCCUCGGCACGUUUUCCUCGCCCUAGCCAACUGGCGCGGCAAGAUGGCGUCAGUCAGUGAGCUGUUAAAAAUGGCGCCGCACGAAUUGACUGCAGUGGCUUGCGUUUCUUUUAUUUUACUAUUUAAAGCAAUUCAAAAGAAAAGGUAGACACUCGUUAUUAAUAAUUUUUUCCAACGUUGUCGUGUUUUGACGACUUUUAACGUUAGUACGAACAAAAUAACGCGCACCAUAAACAAACAUUUCUACACUGGCGCGCGGCAAUCGUCUGAAGCGCCUUUGAGCAUGCCGAAAAACCGACACCGAGCCGCUCGAUCAAGAUCAUAUCAGAUAUUUUUGCGCCCUUCGUUGUGUAACAUAUUAUCCCAUCUUGACCAGCUACGCACUUGAAACCUCUCUGGUGUUGCAUGGUGUCCAUGGGGGACGGUAAUCGCUUGCCAUCGGGCAAUUCGACUGCUGGUUUGCCUCCUAUAUCAUAAAAAAUCAUAAAAUUAAUACGCGUUAAGUAGUGUAGAACCAUUAAAUAAAUUUGACAGUUCAAGUAGCAGCAUAAUUCGAACGGUUUUAUUUUACCAGACUUAGAUAAUUUUUUCCAUUUUUUUAUUGUAGUGUUUCCCUUCAAUGUUUAACCAUACCAUUUUGGUCCUGUACCUGGACCAUACAUAAUUUAAAGCAAUAAAUGACAUCGAUGUACACUUUCAUUAUUACUGAUAAUAGAGUCUAUUUAAUAAUAAGGCUGUU
Molecule: messenger RNA, 5293 nt
Organism: Cydia pomonella (codling moth)
Lineage: Eukaryota; Metazoa; Arthropoda; Insecta; Lepidoptera; Tortricidae
Product: longitudinals lacking protein-like
Exons: 5
Coding region: 211-597 (128 amino acids)
Biological process (GO): regulation of transcription by RNA polymerase II
Cellular component (GO): nucleus
Molecular function (GO): protein binding
Source: RefSeq, a predicted model, not a curated record